Aspergillus pseudoviridinutans is the source of this 630-nucleotide messenger RNA. RefSeq lists its product as uncharacterized. The coding region runs from base 1 to 630 and encodes 209 amino acids. The transcript has 3 exons. NCBI's taxonomy places the organism in Eukaryota, Fungi, Ascomycota, Eurotiomycetes, Eurotiales, Aspergillaceae. The record is from RefSeq and is a predicted model, not a curated record.
AUGCCUCAAUCUACGUCUGGCUCUAAGCCAGAAAAAACCAUGUCGUCACGUUUACUAACUAUGAAGUUCAUGCAACGAGCUGCUGCCACCGCUGCAAGUAAAGAAGUACCCCAAACUUCCGAAGAGUCCACCACUUCAACACCGAAGCGACCGAGACUUUCCAGCGAAGGCGUAUCACAGAGUCCCGGUGCAACACCAUCGUCAGAUUUAGAAGCUAUCUCGGCUGCUCUCGCGGCCGAGGAAGAGAAGCGAAGGGAAGCCAUCGCCAGGCAAGCUGCAGAUGCUGGCGAAACCGAAUGGGUGCUCGACUACUCUGGCGCGGAAGAUACGGGCAAUGAGUACGCAGCACAACCUCUUGUCAUCGCGGCGGACUCUCUGGAUGCGGACGACGACGAUCUAGCCUACGGUGGUCGACAGGCUUAUGGAAACUUCAAGCGCAAAAACAAAGUCGAGCAUUCCGAUGCUAGCGCAGACCCGACAGAUCCUGAACAGAUUAAUUCCAUGAUCAACAAGGCGAAACAAGAGGCCAGACAGAGACCUGUGAAAUUGUCUCAGCUAACAAGUAUAUCUGGAGGUCGUCAUAGCUUUGGUGGGGGUGAGAAAUCGCAGAAGAAGCGCAAGCAUAAAUAA